GCGGCCGGAGCCGAGCGGGCGGGCGGUGUCGGGGCCGCGCGGGGCCGCCCGGUCGGUGCCCGGCGGGAUGUUCCGCAAGGCGCGGAGGGUGAACGUGCGGAAGCGGAACGACUCGGAGGAGGAGGACGAGGAGCGCGACGAGGAGCCGCCUCAGGAGCCGCCGGCGGCGGCGGCGGCGGCGGCGGCCGGGGCGGGGGGGGAAGGGCCCAGCGAGGCCUCCAUGUCGCUGGCGGCGGGCGCCGGGCUCCUGCCGCUGCCCGCGGGCUGCGUGCCCCUCGCCCUGCCCGGCAGCCCCGCGGCCUUCGCCUGCGCUGCGAGCUACGGCGCGGCGCUCGGGCUGGGGCUCGGCUUGAUGGGAGGCGACCGGGCAGGCCUGGGGGCUCUGCCGGCGCCCGCCCUCCUGCCCCCCCCGCCGCCGCCGCCGCAGCCCCAGCAGGGCAACGGGCUGCCGGCGGCCGGCCGCCCCAAGGAGAAGAAGCGGCCGCGAGAGAACAAAGAGGUGCCGCGGGCCAGCCUGCUCAGCUUCCAGGACGAGGAAGAGGAAACUGAAGAAGUUUUUAAAGUGAAGAAAUCAAGUUACAGCAAAAAGAUUGUAAAGCAGUUGAAGAAAGAAUACAAAGAAGAUCUUGAAAAAUCAAAAGUUAGAACAGAGGUCAAUUCUCCAACAGAUGUCGAAGCACCACUAGAAAAGACAGGACAGAAUAAGGAUCUAGGCCAAGAAGAUGGGACUGCAAACAGUGAGCAUGGUGAAGAAGAAAUGGAAGUUGAAAGUGAGAAGGAAGAUGAAAAACUGAAAGCUGGUGGGGCGUUUUCGAAUGCUCUGUCCUCCCUGAAUGUUCUCCGCCCAGGAGAAAUUCCAGAUGCUGCUUUUAUUCAUGCCGCUAGGAAAAAGCGUCAGAUGGCUCGUGAGCUCGGAGACUUUACCCCCGUUGAGAGCGAACCGGGGAAAGGCCGCCUCGUCCGAGAAGACGAAAAUGAUGCCAGUGACGAUGAAGAUGAUGACGAGAAGAGGAGGAUAGUUUUUACAGUGAAGGAAAAAUCCCAAAGGCAAAAGAUUGCCGAGGAAAUAGGUAUUGAGGGAAGUGAUGAUGAAGCACUGGUGGCAGGGGAGCAAGAUGAAGAACUCAGUAGAUGGGAGCAAGAGCAGAUACGAAAAGGAAUCAACAUACCCCAGGUUCAACCAAGUCAGCCUGCUGAAGUGAAUAAUCUGUACUACCAGAACACUUACCAGACACUGUCUUAUGGUUCAUCGUAUGGUAUCCCAUACACCUACGCUGCGUAUGGAUCAUCGGAGACCAAGGCUCAAAAAACAGAUAAUACAGUUCCUUUCAAAACUCCCAGUAAUGAGAUGACUCCUGUUACUAUUGAUUUGGUAAAGAAACAGCUUAAAGACAGGUUGGACUCUAUGAAAGAAAUGCACAAGGCUAAUCGGCAGCAAUAUGAGAAACAUCAGCAAAGCCGAGAGGACUCUACCAAGGCAAUUGAAAGAUUAGAAGGGUCUUCUGGGGGUAUUGGUGAACAGUAUAAGUUUUUGCAAGAAAUGCGAGGGUAUGUCCAAGACUUGCUUGAGUGUUUCAGUGAAAAGGUGCCUCUGAUUAACGAGCUGGAGUCUGCAAUGCACCAGCUGUACAAACAGCGAGCUUCCCGCCUUGUCCAAAGACGACAAGAUGAUAUUAAAGAUGAAUCUUCGGAGUUUUCAAGCCAUUCAAAUAAAGCACUGAUGGCACCAAAUCUUGAUUCUUUUGGGCGAGACAGAGUGAUCUAUCAAGAACAAGUCAAGCGCCGAACUGCAGAAAGAGAGGCUAGAAGAGCUCGCCGUAGACAAGCAAGAGAGCAAACUGGGAAGAUGGCAGAUCACCUCGAAGGCCUUUCCAGCGAUGACGAGGAAACUUCAACAGAUAUCACAAACUUCAACUUGGAGCGAGAUCGUAUACUGAAAGAGUCCAGCAAAGUUUUCGAAGAUGUUUUGGAAAGCUUUUACUCAAUUGAUUGUAUUAAGUCACAGUUCGAAGCUUGGCGCUCCAAGUACUUCGCUUCUUAUAAGGAUGCUUAUAUUGGCCUCUGUUUACCAAAGCUGUUUAACCCUUUAAUCAGACUUCAGCUGCUUAUCUGGACUCCUUUGGAGGGCAAGUGUCGAGAUUUUGAAACGAUGUUGUGGUUUGAAUCAUUGCUGUUUUAUGGCUGUGAAGAGCAGGAGCAAGUGAAAGAUGAUGCUGAUAUUUCACUGUUGCCUACCAUUGUAGAGAGAGUUGUUCUUCCUAAAUUAACAGUGAUUUCAGAAAAUAUCUGGGAUCCUUUUUCUACCACACAGACAUCUAGAAUGGUAGCAAUUGUACAGAAACUAGUAGAUGGAUAUCCCUCAGUGGUGAACGCAGAAAACAAAAAUACACAAAUGCUUUUAAAGGCAUUAUUGCUAAGAAUGAGGAGAACACUAGAUGAUGAUGUAUUCAUGCCCUUAUAUCCAAAAAACAUCUUAGAAAACAAGAACUCUGGUCCAUAUUUGUUUUUCCAACGUCAGUUUUGGUCCUCUGUCAAGUUAUUAGGAAACUUUCUCCAGUGGUAUGGGAUCCUUUCAAAUAAAACUCUCCAAGAGCUGUCCAUAGAUGGGCUGCUAAAUAGAUAUAUUCUUAUGGCUUUUCAAAACUCGGAGUAUGGAGAGGACAGCAUUAAGAAAGCUCAAAGUGUAAUUGCUUGCUUUCCUAAACAGUGGUUCAGUAAUCUAAAAGGAGACAAGACUAUUUCUCAGCUAGAAAACUUCUGUAGGUACCUUGUUCACCUGGCUGAUACAAUUUACAGAAACAGCAUUGGUUGCUCUGAUGUAGAGAAGAGAAAUGCAAGGGAGCACAUCAAGCAGAUCAUAAAGCUUUUAGCAAGUAUCCGAGCCCUGGAUCAUGCUGUUACAGUUGCAAAUGAUCACAACGUAAAAGAGUUAAAGAUUUUAAUAGAAGGAAAAUAGACUUUUCCCACAACUCAUUUUGAGCUUUAAAACCAUUCCUGAUGUGUAAUUUAUGUACAUAUGUAAAGUUUCUUAAACUGUAAAGUAUUGAUCUUUGUUUUAAUACAAAGUGCAUUCUUAUAUACAGCAUCCUUAAAAAUAAAAAUCAUUGACUUCAUUGAAAACAAAAAUGGAAUCCCAAGAUUGUCAUCUUUCCAGAAACCAACUUUUCCUUCAAGUUUCUCAAAAUCUUGUUUACAAAAAUACUUUGUGCCCAUGAUCAGUAGUCAUCUACUCCUGUUAAUUGUUCCAUGGUUAACUGGAAUGUGUAUAAUAUAUUUUGUGUAAUCCAAUGUAUGCACAUAUUUAUACCACCAUGUUGCUUUCACACUGGAUAUAGAGAUGUUGUGCUGUUGCAAUAAGCUUUUCAUUUGCUAAAAAUUACUUAUUUUGACAAUAAAAUGAUCAUCUUAUUGGUCAAAAGGGCUGGUAAAACAUUCAAAUAUGUGAAAAUCGUUUGAGCUGAAGAGUAGAGACACGUUCAAAUGGAACCUGACCUUUAAAAAGCAGCUGUGCUGCACUCCAAGUGGAGUAGCUAAAAAGUGAUUUACGUUCAGAAUAUGGAACUCUGAAGACUGUUCUUUGAAGGGAAAAUCCAAAAUCGCUGCUGAAUUAUUUUAAUGUAGGCAAACAAUUAGAACUUGUGAUCAUUGUGCAUGUGUAGAUGGCAGCACUUUCUAAGCUCCAAACACCUGUCAUUUUGGAGGAGUAAUGGUUUACUCUGAACUCUGGACCCUCCUUUCUUUUGUAAGUUGCUUAAAUCCACUGUUUGUGUCAGGAUUUGGGGGUUUUGGUUUUGUGGGUUUUUUUGUUUUCUGUUUUUUGGGUUUGUUUUCUAAUGUCGUCCAUGGAACCUGUUUCUUCAGAUUUGUGUGGCUAAAGAGGUCGAGCAAAACGAAGGUGAAAAAAACUUUGAAGUAUUUAUAUUGUAGUAAAUAUUCAAAUGUUACACUUUCCACUAAAUACCACAUAAGAAUAGUCUUUCAAGAAAAGCCCAAACAGGGAUCAAAUUUAAAUGUAAAUAAAAAAGAAAACACUUUAAAAAAAUCUGUUGAUUUAUAUCAGAACACUAGUGACUUGAUCUUGGGGUCCAAGGCAUGGGGACAGCUGUAAUAGCCUUGGGUUAAGAGCUAUUUCCACAUGUGCCCUCCUUUUUUGAGGGGAACUGUAGCAAUUUGCGUAAUGAGUCACAUUUGUGCUCCUGUUGUGGUAUAAAUGAGUUACAGUAAAUACGAACCGUUUGUCACAUGCACACUUCUUUGGACACUGGACAGUUGUUUUUCUGAACUGUUGGGAUUGAUGGGGUACACUCAGAAAUACCUGCUUUUUAAAAUUGUUUCAAUAAACUCAUCUGGUGGAGGA
Pipra filicauda (Wire-tailed manakin) is the source of this 4357-nucleotide messenger RNA. It is a transcript of the gene PAXBP1, whose product is annotated as PAX3 and PAX7 binding protein 1. Bases 68 to 2956 code for a protein of 962 amino acids. Gene Ontology annotation, molecular function: DNA binding. Gene Ontology annotation, biological process: positive regulation of transcription by RNA polymerase II; mRNA splicing, via spliceosome. The transcript is spliced from 18 exons. Lineage: Eukaryota; Metazoa; Chordata; Aves; Passeriformes; Pipridae. The record is from RefSeq and is a predicted model, not a curated record. Gene Ontology annotation, cellular component: nucleus.